CUUUCUGAGGGCUAUGGUAAAAACAUAGCAAUACUCAGUGUUUUCAGAUAAGGUUUGUUUUGAUUUGCGUGUAUUGGAAAAAAGAAGAUUGUCAUUGGUUGAUGUAUUAUCGUGUUAAAUUCUUUUUUAGAAUGUCAAUCCAACAUUUAAUGUUAUUAUGUAUGGAGUUUUAGUAAUCGCAGGAAGUGAACAUUUCGUUGUGAAUUAUUAUGGACAAAUGAUAUCAGAUGCGUGUGAAAAUUUCUACAGCGAAUUGACAAGAUGUCCCUGGUAUUAUUGGGAUAAGAGGAAUCGAAGCAUUCUGCAAAUGUUAUUAAACGCAUCAAAAACACCUUUUGAAAUAAGCUGCUAUGGAUUAUCGGAAUUAGGUUUUCCCCUUUUGCUAAAAGGAAUCCGUUUUUGUUACACACUCUUCGCAUUGGUAAAAAAAUUCUAGAAAAUAAUAUGGAAAUAACAAGUAAACAAAUUUAGUCUAGUCAAUUAGGUUGUUGUUGUUGUUGUUGUUAUUAUUAUUAUUCUUGUUUUGGAACUCUCAAUAAUAACACAGAAGUGAACACUUUGGAAUUCUAUUUAAAUUCAUUGAUCAAAAGUUACCAUUGGAACAUCAAGAAAGAGGCCACACAGAAAAAAAAAGAAGAAAUUUAAUUGGCACAAACUACACAACAUAUAAAAUAUUGCACAUAAUAUCAAGCAAAAGGUUUCCAAUAAAACAUUUUUAAUUAGAAAUGUUUUAUUUACA
This is a messenger RNA of Psylliodes chrysocephalus, 739 nucleotides long. The record is from the annotation of a GenBank genome assembly. Lineage: Eukaryota; Metazoa; Arthropoda; Insecta; Coleoptera; Chrysomelidae.